Pogona vitticeps (central bearded dragon) is the source of this 1351-nucleotide messenger RNA. The record is from RefSeq and is a predicted model, not a curated record. Lineage: Eukaryota; Metazoa; Chordata; Lepidosauria; Squamata; Agamidae.
GAAAAACAAUUGACAGGCCUGGAGGGUGGAAAGAGUUUCAGUCGGUCUGCAAACCUUGCUAAACACCUCAAGAUCCAUGCAGACAAGAAGCCAUUUCAAUGCCUGGAGUGUGGAAAAAGAUUUAGAGUGAAAGCACAUCUUACCGUCCAUGAAAGAAUUCAAUCAGGGGAGAAGCCAUUUCAAUGCAUGGAGUGUGGAAAGAGUUUCAGUCAGAGUGCAAACUUUGCUAAACACUUCAGGACCCACACAGACAACAAGCCAUUUGAAUGUCUUGAAUGUGGAAAGACCUUUCAUCUGAAAAUAUCCUGGAUGAAUCAUCAAAAGAUUCACCAAGGUGAGAAACCAUACAAACAGGUGGCAUGUAGAAAGACAAUUGGUCAAGGAGAAAGUAAGUCAUUGAAAUGCUGGGAAUGUGGAAAGAGUUUCAGUCGGAGCAGCCUUGCCUUGCACCGAAGUGUGCACACUGGGGAGAAGCCAUAUAAAUGUUUAGAGUGCGGAAAGACCUUCAGGAAGAAGUCAAAUUUAAAUUCCCAUCAGAGAAUUCACACAGGGGAGAAGCCCUUUGAGUGCCUGGAGUGUGGGAAAUGCUUCAGGGUGAAAGAAAUUCUUACAGCUCAUCAAAGAAUUCACUCAGGGGAGAAGCCAUAUAAAUGUCUAGAGUGUGGAAAGAGUUUCAGGAAGAGCUCAACCCUGAAAACCCACCAGAGUAUCCACACGGGGCGGAAGCCAUUUGAAUGCAAGGAAUGUGGAAAAUGCUUUAGAUUGAAAGUUUCCCUUCUUAGCCAUCAAAGCGUUCAUACAAGAGAGAAGCCUUUUAAAUGUCUGGAGUGUGGAAAGGCUUUCUGUUUUAAGAAAAGCCUUCCUUCACAUAAUAGGAUCCAUACAGGCGAGAAGCCAUUUGAAUGCCAAGAGUGUGGGAAGACCUUCAGCCAAAAAAGUAGCCUUGUUUUCCAUGAGAGAAUUCACACUGGGGAGAAACCCUAUGAAUGUCUGGAGUGUGGAAAGAGAUUUAGUAGAAAGCAUCACCUUGUUUCUCAUGAAAGAACUCACACAGGGAAAAAACCAUAUAAAUGUCUGGAGUGUGGGAAGACUUUCUUGCAAAGUUCUCACCUUACUGUUCAUUCAUCAAAGUCAGCACUUACUCGCCAUCAAAUAAUCCACACUGGAGAGAAACCAUUUAAAUGUCCAGAGUGUGGAAAGGCCUUCAAAUGGAAGAAUCAAGCUAAGAUACACCAUGCAACUCAUAUUGCAGAGAAAUGUUAUAAAUGCACUGAAUGUGGAAAAAAUUUAAAGUCAGCCCACACCCUUAGACAACACCAAAGAGUCCGUACAGGGGAGAAACCCUUUAAGU